UGGGCUGGAGCACUUGUAUACAGGAUGCAGAUGCCACUGACAUCCAUAGGAAUGGGAAUGGUGUUUGGGCCUUGGCUGCUGUGCUCUUUGGGACUGCUGGUGAUGGAUGGCCAUGAAAUCCUGCAUUUGCCAGGUGCUUAGACAGCCCGACAGCCCAACCAAAAGGCAAUAACUGAACGGUGUUGACCCUCUGAGAAGCAAGCAUAAAGGCGGGGUGAAAUUCUCCACUUGUGGUACGCGUUGAGAAGGGCUGCGUGGGAACCUAACUUCCACAGCGGGCCGAGGCGGGCAGACGAGUCCCCUCGCGGCCAGCCCCCGCUCCCCGCCUUUCCGCUGAGGCGGCGGCGUCGACACCGCCCCGCGGGGCGGGCCUGCUGCGGGGCUGCGCUGUGAGGCCGCUUCCAGCCUCCUCCGGCUGCCUCCAGCCUACUGACGACGCCUCCGGCCGUUCCCUACCCGCAGCCCCGCACUCCCCGGCGGCCCCUCGGAGCGCGGGGCGGACGCAGGCCUUGCGCUUGGAGCCCCCGGCGGGACGCUGCUGCUGCUGCUGCCGGGCGCCCGGGAGGCUCGGCUCGGCUCCGUCCUCACGGCUCGCUCUCGGAGCGGAUCAGCUGUGACACCCGAAACUGACGCUCUCGCCGCCGCGAUGGUGGCCAAGGAUUACCCUUUUUACCUUACGGUCAAGAGGGCGAAUUGUGCCUUGGACGUGCAGGCAGCGAGCGGACCAGCUAAAGAGACGGAGGAGCCCAGUAACAAGCGGGUCAAGCCUCUUUCCAGAGUUACAUCGCUAGCAAGUCUCAUCCCUCCUGUAAGGGCCACUCCAUUGAAGCGGUUCAGCCAGACACUUCAGCGUUCUAUAAGUUUCCGUAGUGACAGUCGCCCAGAUCUGUUCAGUCCACGGCCAUGGUCUCGAAGUAUGCCGCCUGCUAACACAAAGCGUAGAGACAGCAAACUGUGGAGUGAGACCUUUGAUGUUUGUGUCAAUCACAUGCUUACAUCUAAAGAAAUCAAGCGUCAAGAGGCUAUCUUUGAACUCUCCCAGGGAGAGGAAGACUUGAUAGAAGAUCUGAAGUUAGCAAAAAAGGCUUAUCAUGACCCAAUGCUUAAACUUUCCAUAAUGACAGAACAAGAGCUGAACCAAAUUUUUGGAACACUGGACUCCCUAAUUCCUCUACAUGAAGAUCUUCUUAGGCGGCUUCAAGAAGUCAGGAAAUCUGAUGGAUCAACAGAACACGUUGGCCAUAUCCUUGUGGGUUGGCUCCCAUGCCUAAACUCCUAUGAUAGCUACUGCAGCAAUCAAGUAGCAGCCAAAGCCUUACUGGAUCACAAGAAACAAGAUCACAGAGUGCAAGAUUUCCUGCAACGCUGCUUAGAGUCUCCUUUUAGUCGCAAACUGGACCUUUGGAAUUUCCUUGACAUCCCAAGAAGCCGUUUGGUUAAAUACCCAUUACUGCUCAGAGAGAUUUUGAGACACACACCAAAUGAUCAUCCAGAUCAACAGCACCUUGAAGAAGCUAUAAACAUAAUUCAGGGUAUAGUGGCUGAAAUUAACAUAAAGACUGGUGAAUCUGAAUGCCAAUACUACAAAGAAAGACUUAUUUAUCUUGAAGAAGGCCAAAGGGAUUCAUUGAUUGAUAAUUCACGUGUUCUAUGUUGUCAUGGUGAACUGAAGAACAACAGGGGAGUGAAACUGCACGUCUUCCUCUUCCAAGAAGUCUUGGUGAUUACUCGAACUAUCACCCAUAAUGAACAGCUCUGCUACCAACUGUAUCGACAGCCAAUUCCAGUAAGGGAUCUUCUGCUAGAGGAAUUGCAAGAUGGAGAGGUGCGAUUGGGUGGAUCCAUACGUGGUGCAUUUAGCAACAAUGAGAGAAUCAAAAACUUCUUUAGAGUCAGCUUCAAACAUGGAUCUCAAAGCCAGUCUCACUCACUGCAAGCCAAUGACUCCUUCAACAAACAGCAGUGGCUUAAUUGUAUCCGGCAGGCCAAAGAAAAAGUCACGUGUGCAGGAAAAGCUGGAGUGCUGAACUCAGAAGCACAUUUUAUUUUGUCACCAAAUGGAAGCAGGGUAUCCCAGGGAGAAACCACACUUGAGCAAAUGGACCAAUCAGACAGUGAGUCAGACUGUAGUAUGGACACCAGUGAGAUCAGCAUCGACUGUGACCGUAUGGAACAGACAAACUCUUGUGAAAAUGAAAAACAAAUAGAAACCAAUGUUUGACAAAAACUUACAGUUCAUGGAACAAAACCUGUGUCUUACCUGUACAGUAUUUGCAUUCCAUACAUGGAACCAUUUGGAGAAGCACUUUUCAAAUAUUUUUUGUGACAAUGUCAAUGCAGCCCUUCUUGUAUAGUACUUGUCUAAGUGUAGUACUGUAACUGCCGAUUUAUGUAAGCUGGAAUCUUCUGCAACUCGCACCCUGUGGUUAUAUUCCAUAAACAUGAUGAAUGAAAGAGGUACUUGACCAGUUAUUCUCAAUGUCCUGCUGUAAACAGAGUCUCUCAACUACUGUUUGUAUGUGCAUUAUGUAAAGAAUCUUUCAUAAUUUUUAAGUACUGUAUUUGUCCUUUAAGGGGGCAGCUGAAGAUACGUACUUAAUAUGAACUUUCAGGAUGGUAUUGAGAUAAUAAAUUUUCACAAAGGCAUAGAAGAAGGAAAAAAUAGCUUCUUGGACAAAAAAGAAAAGUCUUGUAAUAGCCAUUCUGAGCUCCUGUGGUUUUAAAUCAAUAAGAACUAAAAAGAGUGAGCCAUGUGACUCUUUAGGGACUAAUUUUUCAAAGUGAAGCACUCUACUAAGAUUCAUCAACUAAACAUAAAAAUCUGGUAAGUCGAAGUGGUCAGCGUAGUGCUAUGGUUUACUUAUCAAAGCACAUCGUGCUAAAAAAAAAAAAAGUCAGCUGAAAAGCAAACAAACAAAAAAUCCCACCACAGCACAACCUCCACAGCCAGCACUGAAUUAAAUGAAAUGCUGAGAAUACUGGGUAUUUGUAAAUAAGCUGGUAGUUUGCUUUCAGUGCCAUACAUAUAUAUGUAUCUAUUAUCCCAAAUAGGAUAAGAGUGAAAAAAGCUUCUGCUUGUGAAUAGGCCCUCUUCAGCAUUUUGCACUCCACUGCCCUCCACUGUUGGUUUUAAAUACCACUUAAACUGAUGUUAAAAACCUUUUAAGUUUCUGUAAAUGUCUGUUUACAUGUUUUUUUUAAAGUAACUAACAAUUUUAUAUAAAUGGUGCUCUACAAAUACCCUAUGGGAUUAUGUAGAGAAAGUUUAAACAAAAAGGGAAUUACUUUUCCUUUAGGAUAUAUUCUAUCCCCUAUAUUUUUGUCAAAUUUUAUUUUUGUUGCAUUUAAUUUCAUGCUGUAAUUGGAAAUGUCACUGUUUUCUGGUGGCUGAUUUAGUCUACUCAUCAUGAUGAGAAGCAGAUGAGUCACUUAAAAAUGCAGUCUAAAACACUCAGUUGAACAUCCUCUAACUCUUCAGAUAUCCAUGGGUAAUAUUUUAUUUCUUUGUAUAAGAAAUAAUGCCCAUGAUGAAUGAUAGCUGAUACAUUAAUAAAUUUAAAUGAUCUUUGCUAUUACACAAAGUACCUGUGCAAAAUAUUCAUACCAACAAAAGUAGAACUAAGUUAUUGCCAAAAAUGUUUAUUCUGCAAGUUUACAGAAAAUAGUAAAUAUCAAGUAUCUUACAUAUAUAUACUGAUGUACAGCACAGAAAUCAGUGUGGCAAGAUUAUAAGCAAUAUAAAACAAGGUAUUUUUAUUUUUU
This is a messenger RNA of Cygnus olor (mute swan), 3762 nucleotides long. RefSeq names its product Rho guanine nucleotide exchange factor 3 (gene ARHGEF3). The record is from RefSeq and is a predicted model, not a curated record. Lineage: Eukaryota; Metazoa; Chordata; Aves; Anseriformes; Anatidae. The coding region runs from base 647 to 2221 and encodes 524 amino acids. Gene Ontology annotation, molecular function: guanyl-nucleotide exchange factor activity. Gene Ontology annotation, biological process: intracellular signal transduction; positive regulation of Rho protein signal transduction. The transcript is spliced from 10 exons.